AUGCAAAUAAUAAAAUUAGCACUUCCACAGAUUUUGAAUGUUAUGUUCUCGAUUCUCUGUAUCAUUUACCUGCAACUUAGAGGCUAAAUAAUCAAUUUACUCAUUCCUUAAAUAAUAUUUUUAGCUUUCGGAAUAAUUUUUACUCUUACAGCCAUCAGAAAAACUACCUAAAACAUAUAGUGUAAAUAUAUCUCAAUAUCAAUCUUUAUAGAAAUCGAUCAUUCUCCAAUGUUUUUUACGAUAUUAUUGCUUUUACAAUUUGCAAGCCUAUUGUAUUUGAGUGAGGAUAAUUUAUCAGAAAAUCUACUAAGUUUACUCUUUGGAAACAUGCUCCAACUCUAAAAAUUGAAAUCAACUGAAAAAAAUGAGAAAAAGCAAUUUCUUAACAUCAAAAUCCUGCUUUAGGCAGUUGCCCUUUUACUUAUUUUCAUUGUACUUAUUAUAUUCAAACAUAUGACCAAUCAUAUUGAAUAUUUCAUCAUAGCAGCAAUCAUGAUCCUUAUAGUGUGUUCAUAUGAAUUUCUCCUAUCGAAUAACAAAAAUUAACCCCAAUAAAUCGAAUAAAGCAAGACUAUCGUAUAAAGAAGAGUCAGUGUCCCUAUUCAAUCAUAGUAUCCUCCUCAAAAUCCAUAAAGUAUAUGGGAAAAAUUCAUCGAAUAACAAUAUAUCUUUGUUUCCUAUCGAAAUAAUGAAGUUGUAAUUGAGAAAAUGAGUUCAUCUUUAAUGUAAAUUCUAAAAGAAAAGACUUUAACCAUUGAAGAGUAUUUGAAAAAGAUUUAAUUGUUUAAUAUUGCUUUAGAAAGUGAGCAUAUCUUAACAAAUAAUAUGUUACUCAAUUAGUCAACCAAUCUAUAUUCAUAUAUUAAAGAUUAGAUUAUUGAUGAAAAGUAUAGCGCAGUAAUUCAACGAAGGAAAUCAUAACGAGACAUUAAUGAUGACCAAUAGUUACAAAAGUUAGUGUCUCCACAGAAUGAAUAGAGAUCAAGGUUACAAUCUGUUUAGAAAAGCGAGGCAAAUUUAUAAAAGGGAAAUACAUUAAAUUUAAACAAUAGUUCUUUAUAGGUAUAUUUGUAUAUAUAUAUAUCAUUUAAGUACAUCGAUAGAGAAUUCUUAUCUGGAUCUGUGAUGAAAAACUUGGAUAACUUCAUUGCUAAACCUGCCGAAAACAAUAACCAAGUGCCUACCAAAAAACCUUUAUAUGGAAUCAUUCAAUUUGAUAAACCUAUUUAUAAGAAGAUAUAGUUUAAUUAUUGGAAUCAAGGGCUGAUCAUUUAAAUGGAAGAUGAUUCUAUAGAGAACAUUAAAACAUGUGCGAAUAAUGUUUAGAAUGGAUACAAAACAGAUGUCACCCAAAAACAGAUUCAGAAAUUACUUCAAAUGAUUGAAAAUUUGCAAUAGAAGUUUAACAAUCUGCUCAGUCCUUAAAUGAAAGAGAACAAACUAUUUUGUUAAGCUUAACUGUAAUUGUACGUGGUUGAUGUGUCGAUUCAUAAUUUUUACUAUUUUCUUUGUGAUGGUUUGGCAUUUCCAAAAUAAGAUCAAUUAAAUUUAAUCAAAUUCUUAAAAGCAAUCAAAACCAAAUUCAGUCAGGAUACAACAGUAGUCGAAAAAAGUAUAGACAUUAAAAUACAAGAUGAUUUGACCAACAAGAUGAUUACUACUGAUGUUAGAUAUCUUCGAUAGAUAGUGGUCAAUUUAUUAGUAAAUAGCAUUAAAGCAUACAAAAAACCAGACAUCUCAAACAUGGUGUAAAUACACGUUAGUCAAAUAGCGAAUGAAGAUAUAAAAUUUGAAAUUUAUGAUAAGGCAAGUGGAUUUCCUCAACCAUUAGAUUACAAAAGUAUAUGAUUCUUAAUAUUUAAAAGGAGUAAGCGAAGGCAAAUUAGGGAUAUUUAUUGUAUAAAAGUUGUUGCCUUUAAUAUCCAAAAGUCCAAAAUUAUAUUUUAAAACUGUACAUUUUGAAAACAACUAAGCAGGAUCAUCGAUUAGCUUUUUAUUACAGAGAUAAAUGAACCCAAUUAACAAUUCAUUACAAAACUCUUCGAAUAAUCUACUGCAACAAGAGAAUUGUAAAUUAGCUUAAAUACUCUAAUCUUAACUAGUAACUUAAUAAUAAGAGUUUAUAUGA
Paramecium octaurelia is the source of this 2128-nucleotide messenger RNA. NCBI's taxonomy places the organism in Eukaryota, Ciliophora, Oligohymenophorea, Peniculida, Parameciidae. The record is from the annotation of a GenBank genome assembly.